AAGUAGACUUCCUGUUUCCGGUUUGUCCAUGUGGGAAGUGUGUGUGUGUGUUUGUUAGAGAUGAGUGAAUGUGAGAACACACACACUGACAGUAACAUUAUUACAGAGGAGUUUAUAGCGUUAGAGGAUUUUAGCGCAACAGGAGCAGAGCAGUUGAGUUUUUCCGCCGGAGACACGCUGCUGGUUCAUGAGCAGGUUUGUGGAGACUGGUGGUGGGCCGAGCGGAGCGGCUGCUUCGGCUACGUUCCCUCUGCUUUCCUCCACCGACGAGUUGAAGACGUGGAAGACUCCUGGCAGGACGAGGAGUAUUUCAGCAGCUAUGGAACUCUGAAGCUUCACCUGGAGAUGCUCUCAGACCGGCCGCGUACCGAGACUUACAGACAGGUGAUCGUGAGCAACUGUGCCGCCUUGAGAGGGAAAGUGGUGAUGGAUUUGGGAUGCGGUACCGGCAUUAUCAGCCUCUUCUGUGGCCGUUUAGCUCAGCCUGCAGCUGUGUAUGCAGUGGAGGCGAGCUCGGUGGCCGAACACACUGAGAAACUGGUGAAACUGAACAGAUGCGACGAUGUCGUGACCGUAUUUCGCUCCAGAGCUGAAGAUCUGACGCUUCCGUCCAAGGUGGACGUUCUCGUCUCAGAGUGGAUGGGGAACUGUCUACUGUUUGAGUUCAUGGUGGAGUCUGUGCUCCGUGUGCGGGACCGCUGGCUGAAGGAUGGAGGGAUGAUGUGGCCAUCUUCCGCCUCUCUGAGCCUCGUUCCCUGUCAGGCCCACACCGACUACAGCCAGAAAAUGGAAUUCUGGGAAAAUCUCUACGGCCUGGACUUCAGCUGCCUGCAACCUGUUGCGCAGGAGGAGUUCUUCUCUAAGCCGAAAUUCAGCCAUCAGCUUGACCCUGAUGACUGUCUCUCCUCUCCGUGUGAUGUCAUCACUCUGGACAUGCACACACUGAGCGUUUCUGAUCUGGAGAAGAUGAGUGGAGAGUUCAGAUUCACCAUAGAAAGAGCUGGAACUCUGCAUGGCUUCGCUGCCUGGUUCAGCACAUUCUUCCGUAGUUUAGACGAGGGAGGUCAAUCACUGGAGCUCAACACAGGACCACACGCUGAGUCGACUCACUGGAAACAGACUCUGUUCAUGUUCGACGGACCAAUCAGAGUUGAGGAAGGUGACUGUGUGGGCGGAGCCAUCACGCUGCAGAGGAAUCCUAUUUGGAGACGGCACAUGUCAAUCACCAUAGAGUGGAGUAUAAAGAGGAGGAACGAUACGGCUUUCUCUGAGAAGUGGUCAAAGCGUUUCCCCAUGUGGAGGUGACCCUCGGCUCAAGAUUCAUCCAGUACAGUGCUGACACAUUCCUGCUGGAAUGUUUACUCUUAAUAUUUUUCUACUCCUUUAGACUACAAACUGAUAUUUUAUUUUAAAAAAAAAUGUUUGCUGACCAAAAAAGUGCAAAACACUCUGUUAAUUCCUGAUAUUGACUCAAUUAGUGCACUCCUCUAAUGCGUGUAACGUGUUAUGUGUUCUCAUGUGUUCUGCUCUCAGCCAAUCGAAACACACGGUUUUAUACUGAUAUUAAUGAUGACUGUCUUAUAAUUUGACCAAAAGUACUCAGUUUUUCUGAACUGAUGAAAUAAAAACACUUCUUGAUCAUGGA
Messenger RNA from Pangasianodon hypophthalmus (striped catfish), 1645 nucleotides. It is a transcript of the gene prmt2, whose product is annotated as protein arginine methyltransferase 2. The record is from RefSeq and is a predicted model, not a curated record. NCBI's taxonomy places the organism in Eukaryota, Metazoa, Chordata, Actinopteri, Siluriformes, Pangasiidae. Gene Ontology annotation, molecular function: protein binding; protein-arginine N-methyltransferase activity. The coding region runs from base 61 to 1305 and encodes 414 amino acids. Gene Ontology annotation, cellular component: nucleus. Gene Ontology annotation, biological process: peptidyl-arginine methylation. The transcript is spliced from 9 exons.